CUCCAUAGAGACGCCCAUAUACAAACGUUGCCUGGUUCACUAACUUAUUGUUGAAGUAACGCAAGCUAACAUAAAAAAUGUCCAGUUUAAGGAAACAACCAAGACAUCUCUGAGGAAGAAAUUAGCUCAAAACCCAUACAUUGCAUCCAGAGAAGUAACCAUGAAUUUAAAUUAUUUUGUGGUUGUUCCCAACAAGCCCAAUUCAAUGAAGAUGAAAGGCAGGAAUCUGCCGGAGCUGCAUCUGGACGCUGUGCAGCUGGAUCAAGAGAGCAGGAUCAUUGAGAGCCGUCUUCAGCAGCUACGAGAAGACAUGAGCCGGGAGAAAGAGGAGAGAGAAAAGUCUGGUGGGUUUCGUUGGAAGUCGGUGAAAGCCACUUCUCAAGGUGCGACCAAGACCAAGGAGAACAGCUUUCAAAAGCUGUCUGCUGGGAAGGUGAAGAUGAGGGUCCUUAAAGGGGAGCCGGAAGCAGAGCCGGGCAGGCCGACGGGGAAGGCGCCACGCCCGCCGCCCGGGGAGCAGGCGGCCAGCAGGAAGCCCAGGCUGCGGGGGAAGCCCUGCGGUCAGUGCGAGGCCAGCGCUGCCAGGCUGAUGUGCGCGGAAUGCGGAGAGGACUACUGCGUGGGCUGCUUUGCCAGGUUCCACCAGAAGGGGGCACUGAAGAAUCACAGAAUGAUCCCGAUCCAGAUGGAGAUCCAGACCUCCAUCAGCGCAUUGGAUGUUGUGAGCCAGUUUAAGAGACAAAUUGAGCCUGAAGGGUCAGCUGUGAACAGCAAGAGGAAAGACGCUAAAUGGAGCCAGGGGGCGCUAAGGAGCAAGCCUUCAUCCACGACCCUUCCACAGACACAACUUUUGCUUGUGAAGAACGAUGGUGUGAAAGAGAGGGGAGAGGCGGAGAGCCAGCAUAGACAGAACCUGUUGUGCGGGGAGUAUGAUGAGAAGGAGUCGGAGAGAUCGUUCCAGGAGGCACUGUGGGAGUGGAGAGGGCAGGGUGGGGUUUCAGAGGUGGAGCCGGUGCCAGAGCUGGAGGUGGAGCUGGAGCCGGAGGUGGAGGUGGACCCAGAGCCAGAUGUGGGCCCAGAGGAUUUGUGGGGACUGAAAGAAACCCUGAAAGCGCCCACCGAGGUUUUCGCCGCCCAGGCCGACCUCGUCCAGAGGGGACGGCCGAUCGAGGUGGAGUUCAGGGAACACGGCCUGAGCUACAUGGAGAAGCUGCUGGUGAAGAAACACAGACGGACGCCUAUCGAGGAGUAUCGACCGCUCCCUGCCGCUGGCCCGUAUCAGGAAUCUCAGGCGGAUGCCGGCCGUGUGACGGGCGAGGAAGAACUGACAGCUGAAGAGAUGGAGAUGCAGAGGUACUGUGCGUCACUCUUCGCCACAGACGCUGCCCCCUCCACCACCGCCUCCACCUCCGCAUCCGCCUCCACGUCCAGCUUUUUCACAGGCAGCAAUCAGCAAGACAGCCCAGCUAAAUCAUGUCUCAGCAUGGUGGAGUUAGAGCAGAUGGCUGGGGACUCAGCUGUGCUGAACAGCACCUUUACAGCUGAACUGGAAACGGACAACGGGAUGAUGCCGGAAGCUGAAGGAAUAGCUAUGGAGCCAGGACACCAGGAGACCAAGAGAAGCAAAGAACCGACCGAUUACCAUCCAGUCAAUCAAUUACCAAGACCCCCCGGGUUCACUCCUUCCCCCCAGAAAUGCAGGUCCCACUUAACUCAGUCGCCUCAGGCCCCUCUUUCUCCAACCCCCCCACCUCCAUCCCCCCGCUCCUCCACAUCCCGAUCUGCCAGGGUGAUGACUACCUCACUAGAUUCCAAACCGACCUUGAGGAAGACAUCCUGGUCUGCCCCAUGCCAGAUUAGACCUCCACAGUCUGCUGUAGCCUCAAGGCAGUCAUCACCAUCCCCCCUGUCCUCCAGGCCCCAGUCGACUGGGUCUUCAGUACGCAACCCCCUGCCCUCCAGAUUCAAAUUGACUAGGCCGUCACCACCCGAAUGGCCCUCCAGGGCAAAAACAACUUCAUCACCACCAUCAACACCCUUGUCCUCCAGGUCCAUGUCCUACAGGUCCAUAUCAACUGGGUCAUUGCCACCAACUCCUCUGCCCUCUAGGGACAAAUCAGCUGAGUCACCGCUACCUGAUUUCACUUCCAGACCCAAAGCAACUGCAUCACCACCAUCAACAGCCCAGUCCUAUAGGUCCCUAUCAACUGGGUCAUCACCACCAACUCCUCUGCCCUCUAGGGACAAAUCAGCUGAGUCACCGCUACCUGAUUUCACUUCCAGACCCAAGGCAACUGUAUCACCACCAUCAAUAGCCCAGUCCUUCAGGUCCGUAUCAAAUGGGCUAUCUCUAUCAAGGGACAAGUCAUCUGAGUUGCCAUCCCCUGAACUGAAUUUCAGGAGUAAAUCACACCAUUCACCACCACUUGAAUUGACUAUCAGGGGUAAAUCACCUGGAUCGCCACCGCUUCAACAGACCUUAAAGUCCAAAUCAACUGGGUCAUCACCACCAACUCCUGUGCCCUCCAGGGACAAAUCACCAGAGUCGCCUCUGCCUGAACAGGAUUUCAGAGAUAAAUCAGCCAGUUUACCCCUACCUGAAUUGAGUUUCAGGGGUAAAUCACCUGGAUCAACCCUAGCUGAACAGGAUUUCAGGGAUGAAUCAGCUGAAUUUAGUUUCAGGGAUGAAUUGCCUGAACUAACCGUACCAGAACAGGAUUUCCGGAAUGGAUCACCCGGGUUGCCCUUACCUGAACUGAGUUGCAGGGAUAAAUCACCUGGAGGACCCCUAGCAGAACGCGAUAUCAACGAUGAAUCAGCUGAAUUGAGUCUCAGGGCUGAAUUGCCUGAAUCAACUGUACCAGAACAGGAUUUCAAGAAUGAAUCACUCAGGUUGCCCUUACCUGAACAGAGUUGCAGGGAUAAAUCACCAGGAUCAACCCUAGCAGAACGGGAUUUCAGGGAUGAAUUACCAAUAUCGCCCAUACCUGAACUGAAUUUCAGGGAUAAAUCACUUGGAACAACCCUACAUGAACCAGCUUUCAAGGAUAAAUCACUCGGGUUGCCCUUACCUGAACCGAGUUUCAGGGAUAAAUCACCCGAGUCACCACCACCCAAAUUGGCCUCAAAGUACAAAUCAACUGAGUCUCUACCACCAACCCCUCUGUCCACUAGAUCUGGGUCACCACCACCAUUUGAACAGCCCUCUAUGUCAAUUAGGUUUCUACAGUCUGCCUCCCUCUCUGAGCCUACUCAGUUUGUCCUGACUGAAACUCCUCAGCCCCCGCUGUCAGCUAAUCGUCUGAGUCCGACCCUGUCAUCUGCACCACAGUCCAGGGCUGAAUCAGCUUCCUGCAGCGAGACCCCGAGCGGCAGCCCGGAGCAGUCGCCGCGCUGGGGCGAUGAGGAUGAGGAGAUAAGUGCCAGAGCUGGUUUGGGGGCGCAGGGACACGGAGAGCAGAUGGGCCAUGUUCCUCAGCCUCCCAGAGUGCCGUUGGGGACAGACCCGGACUCCGCUUUGGGCAGCGGCCUGGACCCCGAGCCGGACAUGGGGACGUUCGACCAGCCUGUCUUCUUCUCUGACCCGUCCCUGGCCCUGCACAGCCUGGCCUAUCGCCCGGUCCAGUACACAGGUCUGGAAGGCUUCCUCACCCUGGGCUUGGACCCAGAGGCUGGCCGUGUUUCGCCCGGCCCCCUCUCCGCACACAAAUCCCAGGAGUGCGAGGACCCAGUGGAGCGCCUCGUUGGAGGCCCAGAGAGCUGGAGGCCAGGCAGCAGCCUCCGUGACUGCGCAGACGAACGUCUGGUCCUCGGCGUGCUGAGCGGCCGGCCAAUCAGCAUCUCCCCUCGUACAGCCAAGCCCCGCCUACCUGCGUCUCCUCUGCAGAGGUCCGGUUUCUCAGGGGCUGUUGAAGCCCGGCCUUGGUCAGCCAGGAACUCCCCCAGGGCUGCCCGUCCAAUCAGCGCGGGCUUGAGUGCCAGGCCCCACCCUCGGCCCCGCCCUCAGUCCAGCCCCUGGCCCAGACCCCAGUCGCGGGCCGCUAAGGAGAUUUCGGAGAUCGAGUGUGUGGACAGGAUGGAGAGUGACGACCCUCUGCUGGGGGACGAGGCGGACUGCCUGGCCCUGGCCAAUCUGGAGGAGGAGUUCAGGCUGAUGAGCAGGAGAGGCACGUGCUCGUCUGACCCAGGGGCCUCGUCUCCAGCUCAGGCGCGCGGAGGGCUGGAGGCUAGCCGCGAGAGAGCCGGCUCUAAGCGGAAGGAGUCCGCCGAAGGUCACGCGGACGAGGAGGAGGAGGAGAUUCUCAGGGACAAGCUGAACGUGGCGUUACUUCCCUGACCUGUGCACGGGAUUCUGAGAUGCCGGCCUCGCCGCGAGGUCCCUGCUGCCACUGCUGUUUCUUAAAAUCGUUUUUACCUCUUGCCCUCCAAGUUGAUUUUCUCUCUCAGAAAAAGGAGAGAAUAACUUUACAAGCGGUCUUUUUUGAUUUGUCAUAAGCAAAGUGAGGUAAAGUGAGGCAGGCUUAAGCAGUGUCAGAAGUGAGUGGCUGGGGUGAUAAAUGGAAUUUUAGUCAUUGUAUAUGUGUAUGAUGUGUAUAAGCAUCAUUUUCAUACUGAUUCCCUGAAGAAAUAAACCUAAACUAUAAAACUAUAUGAAGUUAAAAAAUCAGAGUAAAAAUGUGUGUUGUACAUGUGUUAUGAAAAUAAAUGAAAAUGAGGGAUG
Anguilla anguilla (European eel) is the source of this 4720-nucleotide messenger RNA. It is a transcript of the gene zbbx, whose product is annotated as zinc finger, B-box domain containing. Gene Ontology annotation, cellular component: motile cilium. NCBI's taxonomy places the organism in Eukaryota, Metazoa, Chordata, Actinopteri, Anguilliformes, Anguillidae. Bases 161 to 4336 code for a protein of 1391 amino acids. The transcript is spliced from 20 exons. Gene Ontology annotation, biological process: cilium movement. The record is from RefSeq and is a predicted model, not a curated record. Gene Ontology annotation, molecular function: zinc ion binding.